Molecule: messenger RNA, 1714 nt
Organism: Pangasianodon hypophthalmus (striped catfish)
Lineage: Eukaryota; Metazoa; Chordata; Actinopteri; Siluriformes; Pangasiidae
Gene: tmem154
Product: transmembrane protein 154
Exons: 11
Coding region: 160-954 (264 amino acids)
Source: RefSeq, a predicted model, not a curated record
UGUUUUCACACUGAGUGUGACCUGUAGCAACAAGUUCGCUGCUGAUUGCAUCACAUCCGCACACACAUAGACACACACAGAGAGUGAGAGAGAGAGAGAGAGAGAGAGAGACUUUUCCUCCUCUAGGUGAGUCAAAGCUGAAAGAGGAAGCAGGAUGUCAUGACGGAGGGCUGGUGCUAUGGCACUAUGUCUGUCUCUGCCCAGAGUAAGGGCCACUACUGCCACAAAGGAUUGUGGGAAAUGACCCCCGAUGUUUUGCUGUUGAUCUUGGCACUGGCAGCCUGUCUGACUGAGCCUGUUCACUGUAAGAAGGACAAUGGAACUAGAUUUCCAGAAACAGAAGCACAACGCACUGAAGAACGGAUCUUGAAUGUAACACACACUCCUGCAGUGACCAAUGUAACAUGGAACAGCACCAUUGCAGUUGACACCCAGGAGGAAUGGUUUUCCGGAGGUGCUGAAACAUAUGCGCAGGUUACUUUGGAGCAUAUUUCCACGACGAAGCUGAUUCCUAAUGUAACACGUAUAAAAGCACCCAACACGACCACAGAAGUGAAGCGUAAGUCAGUACCCUACACCUCCUUUGAUAACACUACAUUAGAAAACCAAAAUGAUGAAGAGCAAAAUAACAACACGCAGGAAGAUGACGAACAGGAAGAGGACAAGUGGAAGGUCUUCUUUAUCAUCAUCGCAGUGUGUAUGUCCCUCGUUCUGCUCCUGGCAGCCGUCGUGGCCAGAUUAGUGAUCACACACAGGAGGAGGAACAAAAACACAGCCGAUCCUGAGAAGGACGACCCGUAUCUGGAUGAUGAAGAUGGAGAGAAAGUGCCAAUGCCCAUGUUUGAAGACGACAUGCCCUCUGUGAUGGAGCUGGAAAUGGAAGAUAUUGAGAAAUGGAUGAUAAAAGGAGGGAGUGACAUCAGCAUGGACUCAAAACAGAGGCAUCCUUCAUGAACACACUUCUGUAAUUGCAGUGGGAGUCGGAUAGAGAGAGAGAGAGAGAGAUGGAGCACUCGGUAUCCUAUCACACUAGUAGUGUCUUUUCUCUGAACACACACACACACACACCCUCUCUGAAUCCUUAUUGGAAAAACAUCACCAUUACAUUUAAAUGCAAAAAAAAAGACAUAGGCUAUCACAAUUCCUGUGUGUGUGUGUAAAAGAACCUGCACUGUUUUUGAAGUCUACUGAGAACACACACACACACACACACUCACUGGGAUUCUGCUCAACUUCUUCCUAAUACAGCCCUUUUUAUUAUAACAACAUGACAUAUAGGAAAAAGUUUGAGCCAUAACAGGGCAAACUGUGUAUGUAUGAUGGGUAGAUCGGGACAUAAUUAGGCUGGCAGUGAUAUGCAUAAGUGAUGUUAUAAUAUAAAUUUUUCUUUAUGCAUUCCUGUGAGAUUAGGAGGCCCAUCAGAAAUCAUACUUAAUAGUGUUUGUUAACAUGGUCACAUUCACAUUUCCUGUCUGUUUCUUUGUUCUUUUUUUUUAAUUUAAAUGUGUUUUAUUACUCGAGAUGGAUAUAUUGCUGUUUUUUGUAAAUAUGGAGAACAUACUAUAUUUUGCAGCCAUUUUGUUUUCUUAUUAUGAGUUUUAUGAGUUUCGUAUCUUCACUCUGCUACUGUUUGUUUAAACCCUUUUGUGAACUGAGAUACUUUGUGUGGUUUUUUUAAUUCCAACAAUUAAACACUGUCAUUUGUGUAGUUGUA